This is a messenger RNA of Triticum aestivum (bread wheat), 1446 nucleotides long. RefSeq lists its product as uncharacterized. Bases 1 to 1446 code for a protein of 481 amino acids. The transcript has 4 exons. The record is from RefSeq and is a predicted model, not a curated record. Lineage: Eukaryota; Viridiplantae; Streptophyta; Magnoliopsida; Poales; Poaceae.
AUGGACAGCGACGACGAACUCCCCUUCGAUUUCUUCUCGCAGACGGCGUCUUCCGGUGCUGCGGUGCACCACAUCGACGAGGACGGGUGGGGGAUGACGCCCCCUCGUCUCCGGGGAUCCGCCGGCCGCGGCUUGGGGGCUCGGCCGCGGCUCGGUGGCCGGGGGGCUCCGCGCUCCCAUCGGGUUGGAGAACAUCGACCUCAACGGCAACUCCACCAUCGCCGCCUCUUACCCCAACAUGCGCAUGUACACGCACCUUUUUCAUCCCGGGAGUGCGGCCGGCCAUGGUGUGCCCCUCCAUCGGACGGACGGCGUGGCGCAGCGGCAGGGUCGUCCACCUCACCAAGGUCUCCCCCCAGUGAGGGCCCCGGAUCGUCGUGCCAAGCAGGUCGUCGCGACGUCGGGACGAGGUGGUGCUGGUUCAAGUCGCUCAGGCAGCGGCAGGCAGCACCGAUCAUGGUAGAAGAUGUUGAGAAAGAAGAUGAACCAGCUGAAGAAGAUGUUCAGGCAGAGGAAGACGACAGCAUGCUGAACCAGCAUAUCCAGAGGCCAAAAAGCAAGGCUAACUGGAAAGACAGAAAUACAUUGACUUUAUGUGAAAUAGCUUGUGAGGAAAUAGAUGCUGGCAAUUACGCUGGUAGAGUUUGGAGCCCUCAGGCAUACAAGAAUAUGAGGGAGAAAUAUUGGGAAAGGGCAAAGCUGUGGCAUCCAAGCAGGGAAUUCAGGAACAAAAUAACUAACUUGAAGGGCUUGUACAAUGAUUGGGUAUGGUUGCAGCAGCAAAACGGCUGCGGCCGCGGCUUAGAUGGCGAAGUGACGGCAACUGCAGAUUGGUGGGAGAAAGAAAUCAAGGACAGACCAAAUCUCAAGAAAUUUAGAAAUGGUAACCCUGAGUAUAUGCCCCUGUUACAUGAGAUAUUUCAUGAGGUCGCUGUGGAUGGUUCAUCUGCUUAUGUUCCUGGGACAGAAGAUUGUUUGGAGUUAAAUAAUGAUGAUGACCUGGAUGGCAAUGAAGGCUUUGUGUCGAGCCCUAUGAGUACCAACACUCAAAAGAGAGGGAGCCGCUCAGAGUUAAGGAGUACAGCUAGUAGUCCUUCAAAGAGAAGCAAAACUUUAGACAACAUGCCUCGUACUCAAGGCAAAACUCGGGGUCCAUUUGUAAAAUAUAUGAAGGACAUUGAAACUAAGUUGGAGAAGGAAAGUGAGAAAACAGACUCUAUUUUGCAGGCUCUUGUGAACCAAGGCAAUGAAAAGGUUAGGAGAAGUGAGGAACGUGCUCAGUCAGUAAAAAACUGUCAGAACCUUGCCAUUGUUGCUUGUGAUUUAUUCAAGGAGAAACACAACAGAACUGUCUUCCAGAACAUGAAGACCCCUGAAGCUAGGUUGAUAUGGUUGAAGAGAUGGUGCAGGGCAAAGAACAUGUAUGCAGCAGAUGGCGAGAUAUGA